GAGGGAAGGGGAUGAAAAACGUUUUCCACUAAAGACUAAAAACAGUAAUUCCUCGCUACUUUCCGAGAACUCAAACGUGUCGCUUUGGUAGUGGGCGACGACAACAAAAUUCUCGCGAUUCCCAGAAGUUGUGACGAGACUCAAAGAUCUCGCGAGGUUAUGACUUAAGCACGAGAGUAUCUAAGGCAAAAGUAACGGCUACUUUAAAACGGUGGUGUUAGUAGUGAUGGUGGUGGAGGUGUUGGCGAGCACCGAAGAGGCAGAUACGUGUCUUGCGUGCUGAUGUACUCUGCAGAGGAUGAGUCAUGUGACUGUGGGAAAUACGCUGGGCGGCGUGGACCAGCAGUUGGCUGGUCUAGACCUGAACUCUUGUGAUAAUCAGAGUGGGGGAGCAGGUACAGCAAGCAAGGGACGUUACAUACCCCCUCAUUUAAGGAACAGAGAAACAUCUAAAGGCCUCUACCAUAAGGAAAGUUCAGGAUGGAGCUGCAGUAAAGAUAGGGAUGCAUAUAGCAGUUUUGGAUCUCGUGAUUCAAGGGGAAAGUCCAGUUAUUUCAGUGAUCGUCGCAGUGGAUCAAGGGGAAGAUUUGAUGAUCAUGGACGGAGUGAUUAUGAUAGUGCUGGCUGUCGUGACAGAGCUGGCUUUGGCAAAUUUGAACGUAGUGGACAUAGUCGUUGGUAUGACAGAUCAGAUGAAGAUGAUUGGUCCAAACCACUUCCUCCAAGUGAACGCUUAGAACAGGAACUUUUCUCAGGAGGAAACACGGGGAUUAACUUUGAGAAAUACGAUGAUAUACCAGUAGAGGCAACUGGCAAUAACUGCCCUCCACAUAUUGAAAAUUUCAGUGAUGUUGAGAUGGGAGAAAUUAUCAUGGGAAACAUUGAACUUACUCGUUAUACUCGUCCUACUCCGGUGCAAAAACAUGCAAUUCCUAUUAUCAAACAAAAAAGAGAUUUAAUGGCUUGUGCUCAAACAGGGUCUGGAAAAACUGCAGCAUUUCUUCUACCAAUCUUGAGUCAGAUAUAUACAGAUGGUCCAGGAGAGGCUUUAAAAGCUGCAAAGGAAAAUGGGAGGUAUGGACGCCGCAAACAGUACCCAAUCUCCUUGGUGUUAGCCCCAACAAGAGAAUUGGCUGUGCAGAUCUAUGAGGAAGCCAGAAAAUUUUCAUACAGGUCUAGAGUUCGUCCUUGUGUAGUAUAUGGAGGUGCUGAUAUUGGCCAGCAGAUUCGAGACUUAGAACGUGGCUGCCACUUACUAGUUGCUACUCCAGGACGUUUGGUAGAUAUGAUGGAAAGAGGGAAAAUUGGAUUAGACUUCUGCAAAUACUUGGUACUGGAUGAAGCAGACAGAAUGUUGGAUAUGGGAUUUGAACCUCAAAUACGGCGUAUAGUUGAACAAGAUACUAUGCCACCUAAAGGUGUUCGUCAUACUAUGAUGUUUAGUGCUACCUUUCCUAAGGAGAUACAGAUGCUUGCUCGUGACUUCUUGGAUGAAUACAUCUUUCUAGCUGUAGGCAGAGUAGGCUCUACUUCUGAGAACAUCACGCAGAAAGUAGUUUGGGUGGAAGAGGUUGAUAAGCGGUCAUUUCUGCUUGAUCUCUUAUGUGCCACAGGGAAAGAUUCCUUGACUUUGGUGUUUGUGGAGACCAAAAAGGGUGCAGAUUCUCUGGAAGAUUUCUUAUACCACGAAGGGUUUGCCUGUACCAGUAUUCAUGGAGACAGAUCACAAAGAGAUCGAGAGGAAGCACUUCACCAGUUCCGCUCAGGGAAAAGCCCAAUUCUAGUGGCCACAGCUGUGGCAGCAAGAGGUCUAGACAUUUCAAAUGUGAAACAUGUUAUCAACUUUGAUUUGCCAAGUGACAUUGAAGAGUAUGUGCAUCGCAUUGGCCGUACAGGGCGUGUAGGCAACCUUGGCCUUGCCACCUCAUUCUUUAAUGAAAGAAAUGCAAAUAUCACAAAGGAUUUGUUGGAUCUUUUGAUUGAAGCUAAACAAGAGGUGCCAUCUUGGUUGGAAAGUAUGGCUUUCGAACAUCAUUACAAGGGUGGCAGUCGAGGACGUUCUAAGAGAUUCAGUGGAGGAUUUGGUGGCAGAGAUUAUCGACAAAGUAGUGGUUCCAGCAGUUCUUGCUUUAGUAGCAAUCGUGCAAGUGGUGGCCGCAGUGGCAAUGCCAGAGGAUUUGGUGGAGGUGGCUAUGGAGGCUUCUACAAUAAUGAUGGAUACGGUGGAAAUUAUAACUCCCAAGGGGUUGACUGGUGGGGCAACUGAAUCGACUUUGCUACAGUCAUCAUCCUUUCAUACAAGCUGAUAUGGAAACCACAUGUAACUUAGGCAGACUAAAAUGUGUAGCUUCAAGAACUUGCAGUACAUUACUAGCUGUGAUUCUCCUAAAAAAUCUGAGAGCUGAAAGUCACUAGAAGAAAUGAACAGAACAACUACAGCCAUAUUCAGAAGUUGAAGAUUUAGUUGCCACAGUAUGGAUUAACUUGCCUCCUGCUUAAUUCCACCCCAAACCACAUUUGUAAUUUUGUGACUGAGAAUCAUUUGUUUGUUAAUGUACUGUCAACUUUAGACAACUUAUUUGAUGUCUUGUUGGCUCAGUAGUGCUCAAGAUAUCAAUUAUUUGGACAAAAUAAAUUCACUGAACUUGGGCUACAAUUAAACCUUGGCACACAGGCGUGAUUCAAUUUAGCAGAGAUAAUAAUUUUAUCAGUAAAUAAAAGGGAAAAACUAAUGCAGUAGCCUGUGUUAGGACUUCCAUACUUGCAGAUCCUGGUGGAAAGAAAGAGAUCUUAAAAGUAAUUAUUUUCUAAUGAAACAAACUACUAAAAUUCUAAUUUGUUCACUCUUCUGGAUAGGCACUUCAGACAAAUUAUAAGCCAUUCCAGUCACGAAGUGUGAUGUGUAAAAACAACUGUAACAUUUUUGGAACGCAUUCUUGGAUGCCAGUAAAUACAGCAAUUCCUUUUUUAGUGUUUAGGAUGCUUCUUAAUGUUGUUUGUCAUCUGUAAGUAUACUGCUACAGGGAAAGUUUUGAGACCUGACUGAAGGUGUGUGGGAACAUGUACUUGGAUUCUUUAAUGCUUGCCUUAGUAUAAAUGAAAUGUUAGAAUGACUAUCCAUAAGAAUGACUUGCCCUUGUUACAGGCCUUGUUGGAGUUCUGGUCUUUCAUGGAUGCAUUGUGGGUAUAUCUUGGUCAAGAAAGUUCAAAUUGAAGGGAAUUAUAAAGCAGGCUUUCUUUUUGUGCCAUUGCUUUGUUAUAACUGUAGUAAAUGUUAAGGUGGUUUACACUUGUAGACUUUGUUAAAUCUAAGAAUAACAAAUUGAGAUUUCACAGGUGGGAGCUAUGUACUAAAUUGUGCAAUAUGUCAGUUCUUAACAGUGCUGUUCUACUCUAUUUUAACCAUAGGUUUCCAUUAUAUUUAUACCUCUGCUGAGUUUGUCCAAAGAUGUCUGUCUCCUACUGAAAAGAAAAUGCCUUUUCAUUUGGGAUGUUGUGGACAGAACACAAUCUUUUUUUUUUUUUUUUUUUUUUUUUUUUUUCCCAGCACCAGGGAUCGAACUCAGGGCCGCCUAUUUGCAAGGCAGGUGGUUAUGUGCUGAGCUAAAUCCCCAGCCCCAACAGAACACAAUCUUUAAAAAAAGUUUUUAGAGUGGCACAAGUUGACAAAAAUUUCUUCUAAGUGCAAUAUAUUUUUAGGUGUAUCGUGCUUUGUUCUAACUUACUAAAGUAGGAGCCCUUUGACAGUAUUGAGGUCAUUUGUUUUGCUGCUAUUUCGAUUAAUGUAGGUUUAGACUCGUGUAUACAAAUUUGCCCAUAGUUUUUAACAAAGUAUUUACUUUACUGCACAUUGAAUUUUAUAUAUAUGCCUUGUGUACCACUCCUUAAAUUUCCAAUCUUGUUUUGUCUCAUGAUUGUUGAACAGAGCUCAUCAAGAGCUAGUUUCUAAGAUUUUACUUGGGACUAUGGAUGGUAGUUAAAAGGACUGUUUGCACAUGAUAGACCUUAGACACUUAUGCUGCUAGUUUGUGUAAUAUUUAUUGAACACUUUGACAAAUAACUUAUUUUUGUAAGCCUAAAAAAUGAUUCUAGGAAAGCUUAUAAAAACUUGACCAAAAGGCACUCCCAAAAUACUGGCACUUCAGUGUUGAAUGUCGCCAUUUUGAAAUAAAAUAUUUCAGGGUAGUAUGAACUUUUAAUGUUAAGGCCUAUUACGGCAAAUUACUGACAUUGGCAUUGGAGAUUAAAAUUUUAUAAUAAAAGUUAAACCAAAAUUGACAGUUCAAAAUUAGUAUAUGCAAAGGUUUUGAUAUACUUGUUUUUAAGAAAUUAAUGAAAAUAUUUUAAAAUGAUAUGAAGCAUCCAUAUUCUCAGUUUCUCUGAAUUUUGUUUAUUAUGUGUUUGGUUUGGUUUGCAAUGAUAAUAUGACAUAUUUGCAGUCUUCAAACAUGUUAUCUGUGUUUUGCCAUAAUCAGUAACUUACACGUUUAGUUUUAUGACCAGCCAGCAAUAUUUUCAAUAAAUAAUUGAUUUGAAUUGCAGAAUGUAAACAUUGACCCUGAAGUCACUAUAAGUUUAACUGUUUAUUGUAUUGGUUUUAGAUGGUAGCACUGCAUAUGCUGAGUUGAAUCUUAUUUUACUAAAAUAAAAAGUUAAAGUCUUUCUGCUGACAGUUGUGGCUUAAAGGUGAGAAGAUUAAGCUCAUACUCUUAAGGAAUUAGAAAACCAGUUUCUUACUUAUGUAUUUGUGAAAUAUGUACUUCAGGGCUGGGGAUUUAGGUUGGCAGCAUAAGCACCUGCCUUGUAGGCAGGCGGUCGUGAUUUCGAUCCCUGGUACCGAUAAAAAUGAAAAAGUUAAAAAAAAAAAUGUACUUCAGAAAACUACUUUUCAGUAAGAUAAGAAGUACUAUAGAAAAACAGAAUUUUUUUUAGGGUUGAAAUAUUUUUAAAAAGAUGUUAGCAUGUGUUUACAACACAUAAUUAUUCACCAUGGAGAAUUGGGAUGCAUAAUUAAAACUUUUUUCUUCAUCCUUUUCUCAACCUGUUCUGUCCACUCCCUUCAUCUUAGAAUGGCUAUGAUCAAAGAAAUCAAAUACAGUGUUACCUUGGUUCAUGAACAUAAUUCUCUCCACAAUUCUGGUUGCAGACUACAUUGGACAAGAAUCCAGUCAAAUUCAAUUUUGACCUUGAUAGGGUAAUUUGAUUGUUUCUCAUCCAAUUUAUUUGGCAGCCAGGAUUGGGGAAAGAAGGAAGUUAGUGAACCAAGGUGGUAGUGUAAUCACGUUUCAUAGAAGCUGUGGAGGAAAAAGAAUUUUUCAGAAUUGUUGGUCAAAAUGUAAAUAAAUUAGAACAACCAUCUUGGAAAUCGGAUAAAGAGUCCUCAAAAAACUGAAAUCAGAAAUUCCAUUCAAUCUAGUACUUCACUUUAUAGCCAGGAUUGUUUCCUAAGAGUUAAAGACUUCAUGUUAUACUGAUUUUUUAAAUUAGUGAUUUAAUGUUUUGGCUAUUUACUAAUUGUAGUCAUCUGUGGGCAUGCUAGUAUAGGAAAAGUUUAGAGACCUGGUAAAGAGUUUGGGAGAUUAUUUAAUGCCUGUCAUACUAUAAUUCAAAUGUUAGAAUGGCUAUCCAUAGGCAUGACUAGUCCUUGAACUUGGCUUUGUUGGAGUUCUGAUCUUUCAUGGAUGCAGUGUUGAUGUUUUUUGGUCAAGAAAGUAUAAGCUGAAUGAAUAAUACAGCAUUUUUUUUUUCUGAGAUAGGGUGUCACUAUAUAGCACAGGGUGGCCUUGAGCCCACUUUGUAGUCCAGGCUAGCUUCAAACUUGUAACUAUUGUUCUGCCUCAGCCUCAGCUAAGUGCUAGAAUUACAGGCAUGCAUCACCAUGCCCAGCUGAGCAGGCUUUUCGAAAAUGUGGACAUGGCUUUGUUACAGCUGCAUUGAAAUAUUAACACUUGUAGAUUAUAUAAAUCUAAGGAUAACAAAUUCAGAUCUCACAGGUUGGAGCUAGAUACUAACCUACACAAGCUGUCAGUUCCUUUUUUUUUUUUUUUUGGUGGCGGGAUCAAACUCAUGACCUCACAACGUCAUGCUUGCCAGGCAGGUGCCUAUGUGGCUGAGCCAAAUCCCCAGGAGCUGUCAGUUCUUAAUAGUGCAGUUGUGUUGUAUUUUUGUUGCAUAGGUUUCCACUGUAAUUAAAUCUGCUGAAUUUACCCAAAGGUUGACUGUCCACUACUAAAAAGAAAUCUCUUUUGGUUCUGGCUCUCUGCUCAGAAUUUUCAGAUGUAUUGUACCUCGUUCUAAAAUUACAUUAUUGACAUCAUUUGUUACAGUGUUAGUUACAGGGCAAUUAGUGUGGCUUAGGCUCUGUGUACAUAUUUGCCAGUAAUUUUUUUUACAAAGUACUUCAGAGAGUUUUAUAUGUAUGUAUUUUUUUUACAAAGUACUUCAGAGAGUUUUACAAAGUACUUCAGAGAAUUUUAUAUGUAUGUCUUUUGCGGAAGCUCUAAAACUUCUAAUUUUGUUUUUUAUCUUUUGGAAGUUUUUUGAUGUUUUUUUUUUCAUUAGUACUGUGACAAAAUUUAUUUUAAAAUAAGAACAAAAAGUGAGGUGGCCAGCCACAGUUGUGCAUGCUCAUAAACUUUGCACUUGGAGGGGCUGGGGAUUUAGCUCAGCGGCAUAAGUGCCUGCCUUGCAAGCAGGCCGUCGUGAGUUCGUUCAAUCACCGGUACUGAUAAAAAGGAAAAAGACAAAAAAACAAAAACAAAAACAAACAAACAAAAAAAAAAAACUUUGCACUUGGGAGGUGGAGGCAGGAGGAUGGCUGCAAAUUUAGUGCCAGUCUCAGUUUAGUUUAAGAUUAGCUUGAACUGCAGAAGGAGACCCUGUAUCAAGAAACAAGAAAAGAUAGCUCUACAGAGUAACCUUGGCCCACAUUAUUGAAGGAGAAAGCAACAUAAACAAGUACACCUUGGAGGAUGCAAGGCAAGCUGCUAUGAGGAAAGCCACAGAAGUCUUUUGGAGGUGGUUUUGCACAGCUUUUAAAGAUACAAUUUUUAGUAUACUGUGUAUUGUAGGUGUUAAUCCUCUGUUUUAGGUGUAUCUGACAUUUUUUUUCCCUUUAUAUAGGUUGCCUUUUCUGUGCCGAUUUUAAUUUGAUGAAAUUCCAUCUGUUGAUCAUGAAGAUAAAUUCUUUGUUGAUUAUAGUUCUGUUCAGUUUGAAGGUACUUGUCUUCCAGAAUUUAAAUUUGCUUUUUUUGGUACUAGGGAUUGAACUCAUGACCUCACACUUGGGAGGUAGGCACUUAACUAAACCCCUGGUCCAGAGUUUUUAAGUAUUUUGACAUUUGAAUUUUGAUCCAUUUUGAUUUAGUUUAGUUCUUGAAUAGGCAUGGUGUCCAGAUUUAAUCUUCAUAUGGACAGUCAGUUUUACCAGUACAUGUGUUCAAAGGCUGUCCUUCCUCCAACAUGUAUUUUAGUACCUUUGUACCUUUGUAACAGACCAGUUAGUUGAGUGUGCACAGGGUUGUUUCUCUGUUCUGUUUCGUUGAUGCCAACUGUCACGUUUUUUGUUUGUUUUUUACCUGUCUUAUUUUUUGCAAGCUUCUUCUCUCUCUUUUUCUUUUUUUCUUUUGGUGGUGGUACCAGGGAUCAAACUCAUGACCUUGUGCUAGCCAAGUUGCAUACUUUUUAUUUCUGGCUGAAACUGAAUUGUGAUAGUCUCUUUCUAUUACUUUGUGCAUAAUUGCUUUUGCUCUUUGCUGUAAUAUUCCAUUAAAUACUAUAAUUGUUUUCUGUGGUUCUGUGAGGCAUGCUGUCUGUAUUUUGAUUUGAUAAUAUUAAGUCUGUUACCAGUUUUGGAAGUCUGGCCAUUUUGACAGUAUUUGUCCUGCCUCUUUAGAUACCAACCAUGGAGAAGGAUUCCUUUUCCCCAAGCCUUUCCGGCAUUCCUUAUGGCUUGAUUUCUUGAUACUAGCCAUUCUUUACAGGGUGAGGUGGAAUCUCAACAAUUUGUUAAUUUGCGUCUCUGGAAUGACCAAUGAUACUGAACGUUUUUUCACAUACUUACUUGCUCUUUUUAUUUCAUCUGAGGAGUGUGUUCCCAUCCUCAUUUUUGGAUUGAGUCUUUACAUCUGGGUGGAUUGAGGUUUUUUAAAGUUAUUUUUAUGUUCUUCAUGGUAAUCAUUUGUCGAGGAAUAGCUGGCAAACAUUUUCUCCCAUGUUGUAGGUUGUCUCUUCACUCUGUUGGUGGCUUCUCUUCUUGUGCAAAAGCUUUUCAGUAGGGUGAGAUCCCAGUUGUUGAUUCUUUGCAGUAGUUUCUGCGCAAUCUGUACUUGUACAUAAAGUCUUUGCCUACACCAAUGUUGUCAAGAGUUUUAUGUACUCUAUCUUCCAGCAGAUUUAAUGUUUCUAUUUUACUAUUAAGAUAUUUGAUCCAUUUCAGUUUUAUCUUAGUACCUAAUGAAAAAUGAGGAUCCAGUUUUAAUCUUCAGCGUGUGCAGAGCCAGCUUUUCCAGCAUCGUUUAUUAAAGAGACUAUCUUUCUUCCAGUGAGUGUGUUUGUCACCUUUGUCAAAAAGUUAGUGUGUCUGGAUUUGUUGCUACAUCUUUUAAAAUGUUCCACUGAUCUUUUGAGUGUUUUUAUUCCCUCCAGUACCACACUUAUUAUUACAGUAAUUUUAUAGUAUAAUUUCUACCCAGGAAUUGUGAUGCCCCUGUCUUGUCUUUGUUUCCCAGGAUGGCCUUUGCUAUAAUCUGUGCUUCUUCUUUUUUUCCCCUGUAUGUCUCAAGAACUUCCAGAUGUAUUGUCGGGUUGUUUUCUCUAAUUCUGUGAGAUAUGCUGUUCAAGGUUUGAUUGGGAUUGCAUUGACUGUACAACAGUUUGAAAGUAUGGACAUUUUCAGUAUAUUCAUUCUUCCUACUCAAGAGCAUGGGAUGUCUCUCCAUUUUCUAAUAUCCUCUUCAGUCUCCUUUUUUAGAGUACUGUAGUUUUCAGUGUAGAAGUCUUUUACAUCCUUUGUUAGGUUGAGUCCUAGAUGUUUCUUCUUCUUCUUUGUCUUUUUCUUUUUUAUUGGUACUGGGGAUUGAACUCACGACUGCCUGCUUGCAAAGCAGGUGCUUAUGAUGCUGAGCUAAAUCCCCAGCCCCAUUUUUUUUUUUUUGAUGCUACUGUAAAAGGCAUUGUUUCCUUGAUUUUUCUCUCAGUGAGUUUGUUAAUCGUGCACAAGAAGGCUGUUGAUUUUUGACUGUUGACUUUGUAACCAGGUAUGUUACUGAAUUUGCUUAUUAAAUCUAAAAGUCUUUUGGUGGAGUUUUUGGGGUCUUCUAAGUAGAGUAUCAUAUUUUCUGUAAAAAAUGAAAGUUUUAAGUUUUCCCUUCCGAAUGUUUAUUCCUUUAAUUUCUCUCUGUCAUCUAAUUGCUCCAGCUAAAGCUUUUAGGACUAUGUUGAAUAAGAGUGGAGACAGGUGUAUAUCCUUGUCUUUCUCCUGAUUUUCGGUGAAGGCUUUCAGUUUUUGCCCAUUUAGUAUGAUAUUGGCUGUUGCUUUGUCAUAGAUGAUUUUAAUCAGAUUGAGAUAAAGAUCAUCUAUUUCAAUUUACUGCAGCGUUUUUUUUAAUUUUAAAUAUCAUGAAUAGGUGCUGGACUAUGUCAAAUAUGCUUUCAGCGUCUGUUGAGACAAUCAUGAUUUUUGUCCUUGCCUCUUAUGUGGUAUACUACAUGUAUGGAUUAUGUAUACUGGACCGGGUCUGCAUCCCUGGGAUGAAUUCCACUUGCUCAUGUUGUACAGACUGCUUGACGAUUUGCUGCAGUCUGUUUGCCAGUAUCUUAUUAAGGAUUUUCUGCAGCAUUGUUCAUUAGGGAGAUGGCUUGUAAUUCUCUUUCUUAGUUGGGCCCUUCACUAGUUUUUGAAUUAGGAGAAAUGCAUGCUUACAGGAAUGAAUUUGGGAGCAUUCCUUUUCAAUUUCAUUAAGGAGUUUGAGAAUAGUGCUGUUAGGUCUUCCAUAAAUUUCUUGUAGAAUUCUGAAGUGAAUCCAUCAGGGCCUGGGCUUUUCUUUGUUGACAGGGCUUUUAAAAAUUUAUCUAAUUAAUUAAUUAAUUAAUUAAUUGGUUGGUAGUUUUUUAAAGUUACAUCUUUGAUUUGAUUCAUUGAUACUGGGUUACUUCGGGUUGUCAUAUCUUCUUGAUUCAGCUUUGGUACUUUAUAUAUAUAUAUCCAGGAAUGUGUUCAUUUCUUCUGUAUUUUCCAUCUUGUUAGAAUAUGAGUUUUAUUUAGUCUUUUUUAAUCCUUCAAGAACCAACUCUGAUUCAUUGUAAGUUUUUAGUGUCCAGUGUGUUAAUUUCUACCCUGAUUUUUAUAAUUUCCUCCUUUGUAUGAGCUGUUGGUUUAUCCUGCUGUUCUUUUUCUAGAAAUCUGUGGUUCAAAUUUAAGUUGUUUGUAUGUGCCUGCUCAGUUUUGCUUAUGUAUUUACUGCUCUUAAGUUUGCCUUUUAAGGCUGCUUUUAUUGUGUCUCACAGGUUUUGGUACGCUUAAUUGUCAUUAUCAUUCAACUAUAAAAGCUAAUUUCUUCUUUAAUUUCAUCUGUGACCCAUUGGUUGUUCAGUGGAGUACUAUUUAGUUUCCACAAAUUUAUGAAGUUCUUGUGGUUUCCUUUGACAUGCAUUUGCAGUGCAUUGCAAUGUCAUAUUCAAUAAGCCAGUAUGUGGUCUGUUGCGAAGAAUAUCCCAUGCAAUGCAGCUGAGAAGAAUGUGUAUUCCGAUGUCAUGGGAUGGGACACUAUAGACUUCUAGUAAGUGCAUUGGUUCAAAAGUUUGAUUCAGUUCUAGUAUUUCAUUAUUCAUUUUUUGUCUAGUUGAUCUAUCUUUUUGUGAUGGGGUCAUUGAGAUCUCCCAAAACAGUUGUAUCAGGACUCCUGAUUUUUCAUGUCUGUUAGUAACUUUUACAUAGUUGUGUGCACUAGUAUUGUUGCAUAUGUUUAUGAUCGUAAUGUCUUUUCCUUGGAUUGUUCCCUUAAUGAUGAUGUAGUGACCAGCUUUGUCUCUCUUAAUCAGUGUUGGUUUGAAAUUCACUUUGUUUGCAAACAAAAUAGCUACCCCUGCUUUUUCAUGGGUUCCUGUUGCAUGGAGUACUGUUUUUAUCCUUUGACUUUGUCUAUGAAUUUCUUUUGAAUUGAAUGUGUUUCUUGUAUGCAGCAUAUUUUUGGAUCGUGCUUCUUGAUCUCUUCUGUCAGUCUAUGACUGACUGUGAAUUAAGACCAUUAACACUGGGCUGGGGAUUUAGCUCAGCGGCAUAAGCGCCUGCCUUGCAAGCAGGCAGUCGUGAGUUCGAUCCCUGGUACCGAUAAAAACGAAAAAGAAAAAAAAAAAAGACCAUUAACACUGAUGGUUACAACUGAUAUGUAUUGAUGUAUGCUUGUCAUGUUAUUUUCAUGUUGUUGGCUCCCUCUGCUUUUUUUCCUCUUCCCUCUAAUUGUUUGCCCUCCCUGGUGGAUUCGUUCUGUUGGGGUUCAUGGAGCUCUCAUCUUAUUAUCUCUUUCUAGAAUGUCCUUCAGAACAUUUUGUGUUUUGGUGAUCAUAAAUUUCCUCAGAUGUUCUUUGUUAUGGAAAUAUCUUAUUUCUCCAUCAAUUUUUAAAGGGUGUGUAGCAGGAUAAAUCAGUUUAGGUUGAAAGUUGUUUUCCUUUUAAUUUGGUGUACUUGACUUCAAAGUCUCCUUGGCUUGAGAGUUUGUGCUGAGAAGGCAGCUGUGAGUCUGAUAGGCUUUCCUUUAUAGGUGAUUUGUUUCUGUUUAAACCGCUUUUAAGAUUGUAUUCCUGUGCUGAAUUUCUAGAAUCUUUUUGGGGGGUCUUUUUGAGACAGGGUCUCUCUGUGCAGUUUGGCAGUCCUUGAGCUCACUUUGUGGCUCAGGCUGCUCUCAAACUCACAAGGAUCUUCCUGCUUCGGCCUCUGGAGUGCUGGGAUUACAGACAUGAGCCACCGCGCCCAGCUGAAUUUCUAGAAUCUUGACUGUGAAAUGCCUAGCUGUAGAUUUUUAAAAAAUCAUUGCUAAUUGGAAUUCUAUAUUCCUCAGUUAUUUGUAUAUCAAAUUAUUUUAUCUGUACCAGAAAAUUUUUCUGUGUUGUCUGUCAACAUUUUUUUUGAUGACACUUGUGGUAUUUCCUCCUGGUUCAUUGAUUUCAGUUAACCUCAGGUUCAUCUAUUUUGUCUCAUCUAGCAGCUGCUGUAGUGAUGUGUCAUGGUCCCUACUUUUGAGAAGUCUUUUUUUUCCUAGACACUAAUUGCAAGCCUGUCUUCAAUAUCUGAGAUCUUAUCCUCACAUUGACCUAAUGUACCUUGAAUACUUUCAAUGGAGUUUUCAUUCCCCUGGUUUGUGAUGGGUUUUUCCCUUGUGCAAGUUAACAUGGCACUGGAGAGCCACCUCCCUUCAAAACUACUCCCCCCGCCCCGUGUUCUUCUUGCAAGUCAAAAGUUAAGCCAGCUCUUCAGGUGUGUGCCAUGCUCCUCUAUUCACCCCUUUAACUCUACCCAGUGUCAAUUCCAAAUAAAGCCUGUGUUUUUUCCCCUGGAUGCUUCCAGGGGGUGCUUGUAUCUCUUUAACAGCCCUCCUGUGACUGCAAUAAAGGCCUCUUUUCCUUUCUCUUCCCUUCUCUCUGCUACCCUCCCCUUCUCUCCCCUCCCCUCCCCUCUCCUUCCCUUUUUCCUUUGUUUCUUUUUCUCCCUCUUUUUCUUUGUUUUCUCUCUCUUAUCUCUCUCCUGUAGCAGGACCAAACAAUAUCUGAUUGAAUCUGCUGUAUGGAUUCCAUUUCAUUCUGUGCUGCGUUUCUGUAAUUUGCUUAAGCUUCUCUAUUGUUUUGGUCUAUGUCUACUGUAACAUCACUAAGCAUGGUGUUUAUUUUCUGAUUUCAUUUUUUCCAGAGCCUCAUUCAAUUGCUCUGUUGUUCAGAGAGACCUGAUGGGGGUGAUUUUGGAUUGUUGCACCUCAUUGCCUCCGGUUUUGCCUUUGGUAAACUUUGUCUUUGGAAAAUUGGGAUUACAUAUUGUUUAAUCGUCUUCUCAUUUAUUUUCUUUUUCCAGUUUAGUUCAUGGUGUGAUGCUUGUAAGUUGCCUAUGGUGGGGUUGCUUUAUUGCUUUAUUUUAGGAUACCUAGGUGAUAACUCCUUCUCUGAGAUAUCUUCCAGGUUUAGCUGCUUUUUGGGCUUGAGUCUUUGGAAAAAUCUUGCCUCUUUAGUUUGUUAGACAUGAGAAGUUGUUGUUUGGUUAACCUAGUCCGUGGUUCUUUAGCACUGUGCCACAUUAUUUUCUGUGACCCAGUCAUGGUUUAUCAAGGCCCACAGUGCCAGCCAGUAUAGUCUUUCAUGUCCACUGUUCCCCUGCACUGCCAUGUCUCUCUGCAGAGGCCUUCAGGGUUGCCAGCCUCCAGUGUCAUCUUGACAGUUUGUACCCAUGUUCCAACAAAUCUCAUGUAGUGAGUCUGGUGGGCAAAGGAGCCCUCUUCUUGGUGAAGGUUUUCUUUUCAUUCUCUUUUGGCUUCAGUUCACACUUCAGAUUCUCCCUGUGUCCAGAGGAUCUGUGUCCUUCCAGUUAAAUCCCUGGUUCUCUUUACAGCAUUUGGAUGGUCACUCUCAGAUAGGCUGUUUUCUGUGCUGCUAACUGCACCACUAUCUUCCUGGAAAUCUUUUUGGUUUUGAAAAAGAAGUAUUUUAGUCAUUAAGUUCUCAGACUUGAAACAUACUUUAUAUCAUGACUUAAUGUGUCCUGUCUCUUGAAUAUUAUUAUAUUGAUUGUUUUCAAAUUUUAAGGCUAAGUAGUGUUUGUCAUUUUACAAUUCAGAAAGCAAGUUUUCUUCAUUGCCAGUUUAGAUUUUUUUAAAACUACAUUGUGGUUCAAUUUAUGAAAGACAAAUAACAUGUAUAGUUCUACUAUAAAGGUAUAUGAAGUUUGUACAGAAAGUUUGUAUAAAACAUAAAAUUCUUAAUGUAUAACAGUAUGUCUAGCUUGCCGUUGCUUUGAUGCUUUGCAGUUUUAAAAGUUUUUAUUCUUUUAAGGAUCCAGAUUUUAAAGUGAUGUGCAUUUAAAAGUUUACCUCAAGUAAAUGUUUAGAUUUUAUUCAGAGAUUGUGAGUCUGUUGUUCAGUAAUAGUUUCCUCACUUAAAAAAAUUGUUCAUUAAUUCUUUGCAUAUGUGUGUCCCCAUCUUUUACUUUUAUCCCUUUUUGCAUCUGUCAGGAAGUAUUUUUUGUGAUUUGAGAACAUUUUAUCUAGAGGACUGGGGGUGAUUUUCUUAGUCUUACACUGAAAGUAAGUAAGGAAACCUUUACUGUGUGAAAGGAGGUAUGCCAGGUUGUUAACUUCCCUUUUAGGUACUUGCCUUUUGGGAAGUGAGUUGCAUGGUAAGAAAAAUACAGUAUGUAUAAGUUUCAUCAGUUUUAUUUUAUAUUGAGCAUAGAAUAUCUCUCCCUUUUCUAAUAUUCUACUCAUUGUCCUUUUUCAGAGUACUAUAGUUUUCAUUGUAGAGGUCUUUUACAUCCUUUGUUAGAUUGAUUCCUAGUAUUUUUUUUUUCUUGGAUGCCACUGUGAAAAAUGGUGUUUCCCAAAUAUUUCUCAGUGAGUUUUGUACAGGAGAGGUAUUGAUUCUUGAGUGUUGAGUUUAUGUCCAUCUGUACCUCUGAAUUUACCUAUUAAAGUUAGUAAAGUUUAUGGAGUCUUUUAUGUAAAGUAUCAUGUCAACUGCAAAUAAUGAUAGUUUAACUUCCCCUUUCCUAUAUGUAUUCCUUUUAUUUCUUUCUCUUACCUUAUUGCUCCAGCUAAAGUUUCCAGGACUAUGUUGAAUAAGAGUGGUAGGGGCUGGGGAUUUAGCUCAGUGGCAUAAGCACCUGCCUUGCAAGCAAGCAGUCGUGAGUUAGAUCCCUGGUACCAAUAAAAAAUGAAAAAGACAAAAAAAAAAAAAAAAAAAGAGUGGGAACAUGAACAUCAUUGUUGUUUUUUUUUUUUUUUUCUUCUUGAUUCUUGAGAGAAAGCUUUCAGUUUUCGCCCAUUUAGUAUGUUCCCUGUUGAUUUCUCUUAGGUGGCUUUUAUCAGCUUAGAUAAAUAGACAAUCCAUUCCAAUUUUCUGUGGGAUUUUUGUCAUGAAUGGGCACUGGAUUUUUUCAAAAAAUUUUUUUACAUCUGUUCAGGUAAUCGUAUGGUUUUUGUCCUUUGCUCUGUUAACAUGGUAUAUUAUAUUUAUGAAUUUACGUUUGUUCAACCAUCCCUGCAUCCCUGGCAUGAAUGCCACUUGUAAUGAUGUAUGAUGUUCUUCAUAACUUGCUGCAUUCUGUUUGCCAGUGUCUUACUGAGAAUUUUUAGAUCUACAUUCAUUAGGGAAUUUGGCUUGUAAUUCUCUUUUUUAGUUGGAUCCUUCUUUGGUUUUGGUAUUAGGAUAACACCUGCUUUCAGGAUUGAGUUUGAAAAUAUUGCUUCUCUUUCACAGUAUUGCUUCUCAAACUCUUUAACAAAGAGUUGUUAAAGAGUUUGUUAAAGAGUUUGAGAAGUAGUGGUAUUAAGUCUUCUCUAAAUUUCUCAUAGAAUCUGUCAGGGCCUGGGCUUUUCUUUGUUGAUAGGUUUCUAAUUACUUCUUUGAUCUUAUUGAUUCAUACUAGUUUAUUUAGGAUUUUUAUAUCUUCAUUCAGCUUUGGUAAUUCAUGUCUGUUUAAAUGUAUUAUUUUCUUCUGUAUUGUCCAUUUUUUAAAAAUACAAAGUAGGAAUAGAUGCUCUUCUAAAUUUCUGCAGUAUCUGUUGUGAUUUCACCCUCUUAUUCCUAAUUAAUUGCAUGGAUUUAAGUCUUUUAUUUCCUCUUUUUUAUAAGAUUGGCUAGGAUUUAGUUUAACAGCAUAAGCACCUGCCUGGCAAGCUUGAGGUUGUGAAUUCGAUCCCCAGUGGAAAAAACAAAAAAGAUUAGCUAAAGGAUUGUCAAGUUUAUCUAACCUUUCAAAGAACCAACUCUUUUUUUUUUCCUUUUGUCUUUUUGAGACAGUUCAGGCUGUCUUGAUCCCCACCACAAAAAAAGUCAGUUAGAUGGCUAAACAGUGGUACGUGUAAACAAUGGAAUACUAUUGAACACUGAAAAUAUGAAACUAUUAAAAAGAUAAAUUAAGAGCUUAUUACUAAGUUAAAGCACUCUCUCUUGGAUGUGUGAUAUAGGUCUCACUAAUAUACAUGGGCUCUGUUUCAUUGUCAGCGCUGAAAAAAGACAGAGUGGCACAAUCUGAUUGAAUUUUUAUAAGUAAUAUAUACAGUUAUACGUUUUAAAUGCACUAAAUUGUAAAGAAAUUGUAAAGAAAUUCAAGACUUUUUUUUUUUAGUCUUUUGAGACAGGGUCUCGCUAUGCAUUCAGUCUGGUCUUGGGCUCACUUUGUAGUCCAAGCUGGUCUUGAAUUUGCAAUGAUUCUCCUGCCUCAGCCUCCCAAGUGCUAGAAUUACAAGUGUGAGCCACCAUCCUUGGUCAGAACCAACUCUUUGAUUCAUUGAUUCUUUGUAUUGUUUUUUUAAAAUGUCCGGUGUGUUAAUUUCUUCUUAGAUCUUUAUAAUUUCCUCUCUCCUAUGAGCUUUUGGGUUAGCCUGCUGUUUUUCUAGAAAUUUAAGAUUCACCAUUAAGCUUAUAUGUACUUUCUCUUUUCCUUAUAUGAGUAUUUACUGCUAUGAAAUUUUCUUUAAAGACUGCUUUCAUUGUGCCCCAUAAGACCCAGUGUGUUGUACUGUUUUCAUCAUUUAACUGUAAAAAUUGUCUAAUUUCAUCUAUGAUUCAUUUAUUGUUCAGUACAGUACUAUUUAAUUUACAUGUGUUUACCAAGUUCUUGGAGUUUCUUUUGCCAUGAAUUUCCAAUUUUAUGGCACUGAGUUCUGAUCGCAUGCAUGGGAUAACUUGAAUUCCUUUGCAUUUACCUAAGUAUGAUCUAUUGGCCAGUAUGUAGUCUGUUUUUGAGAAUAUCCUGUGUGCAACUGAGAAGAGUGUGUAUUCUAAUGUUGUGGGGUAAAACACUAUAGACAUCUAUUAAGUCUGUUUGUUCUAAAGUUUGAUUCAAUUGUAAUAUUUUAUUAUUAAUUUUUUGUGUGAUCUAUCUUUUUGUGACAGUGAGGUUGUGAGAUCUCCCAAUACAAUUGUGUUAGACCUUACUGGUUUUUCAUGUAUAUUUGUAUUUUUUUAAAUAUGGUUGGUCACUGGUAUUUUUCACAUAUAUCGUUAUAAUUAUAACCUCUUCCUUGGAUUGUUCCUUUUCCAAGGACACAGUGAACUUCUUUAUAUCUCUGAAUCACUGUCUGCUUAGGGUUAGACUUGUCUGUAAGUAGAAUAGCUACCCCUGCUUUUUUCUGGGUUCCUGUUGCAUGGAAUAUUGUUUUCCAUCCUUUGAUUUUCAGUCUAUUAAUUUCUUUUUUUAAUUAAAUGUUUCCUGUUUACAGUGUAUUGUUGGAUCUUGCUUCUUAAAUCACUCUGUAAGUUUAUGUCUUCUGAUUGGUGAAUUGAGACCUUUAACACUGAUCAUUAUAACUGAUAUGUAUUGACUUAUCCUUUUCAUGUUAUUUUCCUGUUGCUGGCUCUGCCACCUCCUUUUUUUCCCUCUAGUUGUUUGCCUUCCCUGGUGGACUGUUCUUUUGGGGUUCACAUGGGGAUAUAGUCCUUAUUAUCUCUUCCUAGAAUGUCCUUCGGAAUUUUAGGAUGCUGAUUUGGUGGUUAUAAAUUUCCCCAGGUGUUCCUUGUCAUGAAAAUAGUUAUUUCUCCAGCAGUUUGGAAAGAUAGUUUUGGGGAGUACAUCCAUCUGGGUUCAAAAUUCUUUUCCAUUAGAGCUUCUUAACUUGAGAUUUUGUACUGAGAGGUCAGCUGUGAUUCUGAUAUACUUUCAUUUACAAGUGAUUUGUUUCUUUUCUCAAACAACCUUAAAGAUCUUGUUCUUGUGUUGAAUAUCUUGUGUUGACUUUCAUGUACUUACCUGGCUAUAGAAUUUUUUGAUCAUGACUAAUUAGAGUUUUAUAUGUCUCGCUUACCUUGUUUUUUUCUAUACCAGAAAAGUUUUUUGCCAUCAUGUCUGAAUGUUUUUUAAAUAUCAUUUAUGAUACCCCCUGCAUGUUCAAUGACUCUGUUUAAUCAUAAGUUAUUAUUUUUUUUUUCUCAUCUAGCAGCUACUGGAUUGAUUUCUCAUGGUCCCUUGUUUUGUGAAGUUAUUUUUUUUUUCUGGUUCCUAACUGUAAACCUGCCUUCAGUAUCUGAGAUCUUGUUCUCACAUUGACUUAAUCUGCUUUGAAGACUUAAAGGAAUUUUUAUUUUCCUGGAUAUCUGCUUGAACAAAUCUGUGUUAUGGGUUCAUUUCUUUCAUAUGCUGAGCUUCCAUAAUUUUCUUAAGCUCAUCUAUUUAUUUGUGGCUGCUCUAACAUGGCUAAGCAUGGUGUGUAUUUUGGUAUUCUCUGUAGUUAUCCGAGAGAUUAUUUCUGAAUUCAUUUUUUCCAGAGCCUCAUUCAAUUGCUUUGUUGUUUCCACUUCAGGUGGGGUGCUUUCAGAUUGUCCCACCUCAUUUCCCCCAGGGUUUGCCUUUGGCGAAGUGGAUGUUGGGGUGGGAGGUGUAUCUUGAUUGUCUUCUCAUUUCUUUUUCUAGUUUUAAUUCCUAGGGUGAUGUUGCAAAUUGCAUAUGGUAGUUGCUUUAUUGCUAGUAUUUAGGAUCCUUAGGUGAUAACUACUUUUCUAAGGGAUCUUCGAGGGGUAGCUGGUUUUUGGGUUUGAGUCUGUUGGAAGAUCUUAACUCUUUAGUUUUUUGAAGAUGAGAAAUUGUUGCUUGGUUGACCUAGUCCUGGUUCUUUAGCACUGUGACAUGUUAUUUUCUGUGACCCUUAGCAAAUGUCAGUCCAAGACAAAUAGCACCAGCCAGUGAAGUCCCUCACAUCUUCUGCUCCCCUCCACUACCAACUCUGUAGAGGACUCUCAGGUGCCAGCCAUCAUUCUUACUUUGAGUCCUUAGAUUUGAACCGCUCCUCUUGCAUAGUGAGUCUGAUUUCAGGAAGGAGGUACUGCAGGCUACUUCCUCCUUCACUGGAGUUUCUCCACUUUGUUCUCCACUUGGUCAGUUCACACUUUAAAUUCUUCAUGGGCCCAGUGGACCCACUUUUCUCCUUGUCUUUCUUAUAAUGCUGUUUUCCAUUGUGUGAAUCAUGACUCCCAGAGAGGCUAUUGUCUCUACUGCUUACUGUUUUGCCACUUUGGUCUCUGAAUCUUAUUUUUUAACAGCAUAGGAUAGCUUUUUGCUCGUGCUCUAGCUUUUUGUAAAUGAAAUCUUUGCCAGUUUUUGCUUUUACUUCUGUUAUUUAUUUGGUGGUUUGUUUGUUUAUUGUCUUUCUGAGACAGGAUCUUACAAUGCAGUUCAGGCUGGCCCUGAGCUCACUGAGUACCCCAGGCUGGUCUAAAAUUUGCAAUGAUCCUAGCCUCUUUAGUGUUGUCACCACACCCUACUUGCUUCUGUUUUUAAAUCAGGAUCUUUUCCUUAUAACCCAGGUUUGAAGUAGUGAUCCCCAUGUUCAACCUGCUGAAUGUUGGGAUUGUAAGUCUACAUGAUCAUGUCCAGCUUGUAACUUUUAAGGAAUAACUGUGCGAUGAACACCUGUUUGUUUUAAAUUUGUGUCUUUUAUGAAUUACUCUUGUAUGAUUUUUAUUAGAUAUGUGCAUUUUCCCUUGGGAACAUCAUAAAAUAGAAUUUGGGUGUCCUCAUGACCUCUGUUUUGUGAAUUCUACCAGUUCUUUAUUUUUUUUUACUUAGUAGUUGUGAGGAUUCUGGUUACCUAAGGAUUAUAAUUAGAUAUAGAAAAAUUUUCCUGUUAGUAAUAGUGCCCUUGUGUGGCGUUUUUUUUGUGGGGGAGAGUACUAGGGAUUGAAUUUGUGACCUUGCACUUUGCCAGGCAGGCACUUACGCCACUGAGCUUUAUUCCUGGUCUUUUGUUGCCCUGUUUUGAAGAAAAGGACAAAUUGGUGUUGGGUUGCUUUGGCUGGACAUCUUGAUACGAAGAGGAACUUCUACUGAACCUGCUCAGCUCCAAACAAUUAUACACCUUUAUCAUCACUCCCCCCCCCACCUUUUUGUUUUUUUAAACAAAAACAAACUUUGUAGUUCAAGUUCUUGGAAUUCACUGUGUUGCCUAGGCUGCACUUGAACUCAAAUAAAAUCCCCUGCCUCAGCCUCUUGAAUGCUGGGAUUACAGGUGUGUGGCAUCAUCCCUGGCUAGAUAGUGUCUUUCUAACUAUUCAGAAAACACACAUGAUUUUCCCUUAUGCAGUUCUUGGGGGUUACAAUCUGCUUCUGGUUAUGCAUAUAGUCAGUUCUUGGGGGCUACAAACUGCUUGUGGUCUUCUGUUCUACUUAAGAACCUCACUGGUAAGGGGAUGUUGGAAUCUCAGCUGUGGAGAGGAUACUCAGCCUGGGCCCUUUCCAGAUAUAAUCCUUAUGAUGGACUCUUCCUUAGUAUUUGAAUUUCAGGCGUAAAGCUCUUCCACCCUAGUCAUACAACUUUUAUGUGAAAUUGUGCAUGCAUCAAUUGACUUAUUAAGCUUCGUUUUAUUACUUUCAACCUAGUGUUAAAGGCCUUGCUUGACUGUGAAUUGAACUUCUAAAUUAAGCUGUUGUGACAGACUGUAGUCUGUUUAAGACUUCAUUGCCUCAUGUCUUUACCAUUACUUAAUGUUAAUGUUUACAUCUAGAUGUCCCACCAGAGCCUCAUGUGGACAUAUGUGGGGCUUUGGGGAGAUGACUAGAUCAUAUGUUAUGAUAUUCAUUAGUGGACUAGAUCACUAAAGUGCUUAUAGCUAAAUGUGAUAAUGAGAGGUGAACCCUGCUUAGAAGAGCUUGUGUCAUUGUGGGUAGUAUAUAGAAAAGUGUUUCUCCUUUCUCACAUUAGAUUUUCAAUUGACUGUCAAUAUUACAAACACUAAGCAGAUUUUUUUUUCCAAAUUUGCUAACUGAGUUAUGGAAAAUUUGAGCUUGGAGCCACUUGACAACUGAAGCAUUGCUGUAUUACUGUGUAUUACCUCAGUUAUAAUCUAAUUACCCAAAGUAAAAUAUCAAUGUCAAUAUAAAUCCUACAUGUGCAUGUUUACAGUAGUUGUCUCCAUAAUUUUUGUCAAAUUUUGAAACAACAAAAAUGUCAGCUAAGGGCAGGGUAGUGUAGCAGUAUAAAUACCUUUCUGGCAAACGCAAGAUCGUGAGUUUGAUUCCCAGUACCCCACCCCACAAAAAGUCAGCCAAAUGACUAAACAGUGGUACAUGCAAACACAAUGGAAUACUGUUGAACACUGAAAAAAUGAAACUAGAAAAAAAGAAGAAAUUAAAAGCUAGGUUAAAGAAGUCUCUCUUAGACUGGGGUGAUAGUGAUACAGAGCUCACUAGUAUACAUGAAGCUCUGUGUUCCAUUAUCAGCACUGAAAAAAGCAAUAUGUGAUUGUGACUACGUGAUAUUGUGGCAAAGUCAAAAUUUGAAGACAGUGCUCACUUCAGCAGUAUAUGUACUAAAAUUUUGAAGACAGCAUAAGUAACUAGAAGUUGCCAGGUGUUGAAGGACAGUAUGAAAUAUGUACAGCAUAGAUAAUUUUUAGGGGAAUGAAACUGUUCAAUAUAGUUGAUGCCAUUUUAACUAUAUUGCCCAUCAGAACUCAUAGAAUGGAAACUGGGGUGAAACUCAAUGAUAAACCACAUGCUUAGAAUAUAGAAGACUCUAGCAGCAAUCUAUAGUACCAAAACAAAUGAACAAACAACCACAAAAAAACCCUUCUAUAUAAAAUUAAUAGCACUAAAAAGUCUGUAAACAUGGGUUAUAGAUCAGGUUUACUGAUUAUAAAAAAGUUACAUUGUGUGAGAUGAUAGUAAUGGAGGAUGUUACCCAUUAAUAUGAGGAAAAUAUGACCAAGAACUCACCACCUGCUAUUCAGUUUUUAUUUUGAACCUAAAAUAGCUAUAAAAGUAUCUAUUUUUAAAGUUUAAACUUUUAAAAUUUUUUAAUUUUUUGGUACCAGGAUCCAACUCACAACCUUGCACUUGCCAGGCAAGUGCUUAUGCCACUGAACUCACCCCCCAACCCCUUGCACUUUUUUUUUUUUUAAUGAAAUGGGAGCUUACUUAGUACAGUCUGUACUUGAACUUUCUGUUCAGCCCAUGCUGACUUCAAACUCACAAUGAUCCUACCUCAGACUCCUGAGUGCUAACAAGUAUGUAUCACUGUAUCAUGCCUAAAUUAUAAACUUUUUUAAAAACAAUUUUAAUAAGAUCUGACAACAAACAGUACAUCAAAAUUUCCUUUUAUUGGAACUCAGAUUCCUAAGAAUCAGAAAAUCUAUUUAUGCUUGGCCUUUAAGCUUUUAAAAUAGAGAAGAUUUGAGACCUACUGGAGCCUUCUGGAUCAAAUCAAAACGCAAAGUGUAUCGACGAACUUCAUUUGAACUACAUAGAUUAUCUAAGACUCAAGCCUCCACUAACCCUAUGUUCUACUCCCUAUUCUAGCGUUCUCGGGUCCCAUUGAAACUAUAUUCUGCAGUGACACAAAAACUGCACGAGCACUUGAAAGGCGUGCUUCUUGGUUUAUCCUUGACACCCUUCGGACUCUUGUUUCUCACUAUUCCUCUGAGGAAUAGCCAGGGGUCGGCCUUGAGUAGUCUCCGUAUCAGCAGGUCCCUGCGCAGCUCCGACUGCACGGUGAGCACACUGCGCCUGCCCAAGAGGGGAGGCACUGGCCCCAGGUUCGGUUCCUGGCGCCCGCGGUCGUGCCAGUCUUCUCUGUCCUCGCUCUGGUCAGGUUGUGGUGGCGACACCUCCAAUGGAGCAACAGGAUUGAGAGUCAGGUUGCUGAAGUCUGUGACCAGCACUUCUGAGCCCUCUGCGUCCCGCGGAUAGGUCUCCUCGUAGGCCAUCGGAAGAGGCUGCGGGUUCGAGGUUGGCGGUACAAGCUCCAUGGGCUGAGUGCUGAGCUCUGCGGAGCUCGCUACAGUGUGGCGGGGAGGAGCUCCAGGCCUUGAGGCAGACUCAUCUCCAAGGCCAAAGCAGACAGAGAAACCAGCUCUAAAUUAUAAACUUCUUAGACCAUCUGUCAACCCUUAGUAAAAAUUCCUAAUGAAUAAGAUAAAUAAUCUUUAUAAAAGUAAGUAAGGGACUAGAGAUACAGCUCAGUGGCAUAACCUGGCAAAAAUGAGGUGAUAAGUUCAAUUCCUGGUACCAAAAAAAAAAAGUAAAAAUAAUAAAUAAAUGGAUGGGAAAGAAGCAUAAUAUGAAAUAUGAAAUGUGAUUUUAUAUUUGGAAUUCCUAAUAUCAAAUGAAAAUAAUGAGAAAUAAAAUAGAUAUUACAUGAUUCACUACCAAGAAAGUACAGGACAAAGUAGAUAUCAUAAUGAAAGACAGUUAAUCACUACUAACAUGCAACAGAAAUGCAUCUUAACUAAGAAAUGCCAAUGGAAUGAAGAUAAUUGAAAUAAUUGAAACUAUUUUCUGCAAAACAAUUGAAUUAAAAACCACUAGCAAAUGCAAUCAAAAAAAUUCUAAGUAUUUAUAAACUGUAUGUGGAGGAAUUAUAAAUCAAGGGCUAAAUGAUAGCAGAAGUAUUUUCUUUCUUUCUUUUUUUUUUUUUUUUUUUUUUUUUUUUGUCUUUUUCCUUUUUAUCAGUACCAGGGAUCGAACUCACGAUUCGUGCUUACAAGGAAGGCGCUUAUGCCGCUGAGCUAAACCUCCAGCCCCAAUAGCAGAAGUAUUUUAACCUUAAUGAAAAAAUACAAUGUCAAAUCUAGUAAGUAAAACUAAAAGAGUACUUAGCAAUUUGUUGGCAAGGUAAUACAUCCCUGUAACACUAGCUACUUGGGCGAUUAAUCAGGAAGAUAAUAUUAAAUUCAAGAGCAGCCUUAGUAAUUAAGAGAGAUUUCAUCGCAAAAAUAAAAAGGACGGAAAAAAAAAAGGCUGUAAAUGCAGCUCAGUAGUAUUGUAGCCUUCAGUACUAAAGAAAGAAAAGUUAUAAAACAUUAAUUGAAGAUUCUACAUAAAGACACAAAAUGAUCAAAGUAAAAGCAAGAGAAGAGCCUAGUGUGGUAGCAUAUUCCUGUUGUUGCAGCACUCAUGAAGCUGAGGAAGGAGGGAGUAGUCAUGAGUUUGAGAACAGCCUGGGCUACACUUCUGUGACAAAAUUGAGUCUGUAAAAGGAAUGACACCUGAACAAAGCUGGAGGCAGUGAAUAGCUUUAUUUUACACUAGAAAUCACAGCCAGGAUCACUCCCAACAAAGAAGGCCAAAUGUGCAGUAUUUGUAAGCUAGCACUUUUAUAAAAUGCAUAAGGAGAGUUACAAAGGUUGAACAGUUUUUACCUUUCAACAUAAGCGAGUGGGCCAGGGAUAUAGCUCAGUGGCAUGAUCACAUGCCUGGCAAGUGCAGUGUUCUGAGUUUGAUUCCUAGUCAGUGAUAGCAAGUUCAAGCCAACCUGAACAACAUGGUGAGGACCCAUUAGGAAAUAAUGAUACUAUGUUUCUUUUUCUUUCUUUCUUUUUUUUCUUUAGUACUGGAGAUCAAACUCAAGACCUGGUGCUUGCCAGGCAAGCACUUGUACCGCCAAGCUAAAUUCCAGGCCCAGAAAGUAAUAAUAAGCAUAAAUUCAUAUUCUGAAAGCAGAAUAAUUAAAAAAAUUUCCUAAUAUGUUAAUAUAACUACAAAACUUUUAAGGCAGAUCGACCAACAAAGACAGAAAUUAGUAUGAGAGAAGAUAUAUUAAUUCUGGAUUUAAGUAAAUAAAUAGACACUAUUAAUGUAUUUGUGGGGGCUGGGGAUUUAGCUCAGUGGCAUAAGUGCCUGCCUGCAAGAGAGAGGUCAUGAGUUCGAAGUUCAAUCCCUGGUACCACAAAAAAUAAAAUAAAAUAAAAUAAAAAGAAAGUAUUUGUAAGGUUAAUGAGACCAUAACCCAUGCAAGGAUGAUAGAGACACUCUGCCACAGAGUUUAUUUGGCUGAGGGGAGGGGUCAUCUAACGGGCAGAAAAUAACCCCAAAGGGAGGAAGUCAUGGGCUUAUAUCCCAUAAAACCAAAGUGGUGGGAAUGGGUGUGUAGACCAGAACCAGCCACUCAGAAAGGCAUCAGGAUACAUUUAGGGGUAGAAUUAUGAAUCACAGGAACACCAUAGGUCUCCUGGUUGCUGCAGUUCUCAGGAAAGUAUCCAAGUGUCUUUGUGGUUGGUGCUGUCCUAAAAAUCUGAAGGGAUGGUUGGGUUGCAUCCUUUAAUUCCCUUCUCCCUGUGACCAGGAGUUCAUGGCUCCUCAUUUCAACCUUUUGUUUUAAGGGAUAGAAGGAGGGCAGGCCGAGUAGGUGAUUGGGUAGAAAGGUUGAAGGCUACAUGAGGGAGAAGGUCAUUGUUUCUCAAGGCUUCUUUGACCAUGACAGUAGAAGCUGCAUGGGCAACCUAAGGUAAGCAAACCUGGGGUUAGAAUACUUGGCAGCACUGCUGAUGUUAUGGAUGACUUGGAGUUAAUGGCUGUCUAGAGGAGAGUCAUUGCCAUGUGGCGCUUAUGCAUUUGGGGUAAAUUGAGUCAUCAGGAGGAGCUGCUUGUUCCACAUGAAGCAAACCUGUCCUUGGAUGAAAUAUGCUAUUCGCCUAUCCAACAGGGCAGCAGCAGAAGCAAGAUAGGGGCAAAGUGGCCAAGGAUGGGAAAAGCCAUGACCAUCACCCAGACUAGAAGAAGCCUGCUCCCUUUCACCCUUUUCCUGCUUUUUGAGCCUGGUGGCCUGGUCUCACAGACUUUGGACUAUCUGGUGAAUGAAGCCUGAUCAGUUGACAUAGAAACAAUACUCUUCUCCAAGAAAGAUGCAAGUGCCCUUUUGUAGAUCCGUGACAGAGUCAAGGAUUUUGUUGAAUCCUUCUGACAUUUUUCUGAGAGUUGUUGUUGGGUUUGACUGACAGGGCCAGUCCCGUCACUCUGGCUUUCACACCUGUGGAAAUUCCUAUUAUCAAGCCUAUUAUCAAGUGAAUGAGGGUUGGGACCCAGGAGCACUGUGUGGCAUAGGUAGGACUAGCACUCUUGUCUUGUUGACUGUAUCCAUUUUGGGAGUUAAGAAUACCAGUGUGCAGGCCCCAGCCCAGUUGGCAAGGAGAAAGAUCUAGGCAGAGGUUCUGCAGAGCCAACCCUGUCCUGAAGUAUUUAAACAGAAAUGGUUAUGCAUCUCUAGAAGGUGAGCAGCGCCUUAUUUACUGGUUCUAUUUUUCCAGAUCCCCACAGUGACAGGCUUGGCUGACCCUGUGAAGGGAGGCAUUUUGGAGGUGUUUUUCGUCUGAGUCUGGUCCCUCUGAACUGUAGUUGAGUCUUUGGUCCUGUUUACCUAUGGUAGAUGGAACCUCUUGGUGCCUGUUUGUUAGUGUUGUAGUGGCUCAGAAAAAGGAGACAGGCAGCUGGGAUAUGUGUUUCUGUCUGUGGGUACCAAUUUCCAAUAAUAAAGAGUGGAAGCUAGGUGAUAUUAGAGAGACAUGACUGUUUGUCAAGGAGCUGGGAGGUAUCUAUGAUGGGCGGCCUGUUAUAUGGUAGGCAUCCUGUUCAGGGAGGGCUUGAAACCCAAGGGGGAAAUUAGGAGCGAUCUCCUUUGGAGAGAAGAUGUGGGUGUUAAAAGUAGUAUAGUACUGAGGGAAAUGUAGGGUAAUAGUGAAGUUACAGCUAGAGAUAGGUGGAUAUCCCAGGGGGACUCGUAGAGGACCUUCACAGGAGAUGCACAGUAUGACUUUAAAGAAAAGCUGAACAUUAGAGUUUAUAGGCCUUAGAACAAGAUGGUAUGGAAAAACUGUUUAAGCAUAGGCAAAAGCUAUGUCAGUUUGUCUGUGGUUUUUGUUUGCAGCUUUGGCCUUCCAGAUUUUUUUUUAACAUCAUAGGAAGUUACCAGGAGGACUUGGCAAGAGCCCAAGUUGUGAGUGGGAGAGUUAGCCUUUUAGGCAGAAGUGGAGAUAGAGACACAAAGCUAACAGCCUUUAACCAAGGAAGACUUGGAUUAAUUUAGUAGAGAAUGGUCCAGUUAUAGGGUCCUAAAAAGAUAUUUAAGGAUCCCUGGGUUAAGUGAAGAGGACAUCUAAGAUCAGGUUAUCAGAAGGGGAACUUUAGUUAGGAUAAGGUUGGAGGAAAGCAAUAGGAGUUUGAUCUAAUCAGGAGCCAUCUCAGUACCAGUCUGGAAAAUGCCUGAGCAUGCCCAGGAGAAUGAGGGUGGUUGUCACAAAGAGAAGAUGAUGGCCAAAGGCUCUUUUUUGUGAGGCUCCAGUCAACUGAAGCAAUACCUAGUAGGGCAGCUGUGAACAGAAGGGCCAAGAGUAUGUAGGCAAGGAGGUAGGAAAGUGGCAAUGUAUGGAUCUAUCUAAGAUCCUGGAUGAGGGGGUGGAAUGGCCCCAAACAAGGUGAGUGGUAAAUCAAAUUGUAGCCAAAAGACUAAGGACUAGAAGAUACAUGAACAGUCAGAGGUCCUCCACAAGGCAAAGAGCUAGAAGAAUGGCAAAGAGGUGGAUUUCAUCUAAGGACUGAAAGAGGAAGAGUUCCUGGGAAAUAAGACAUUUUACCCAGGGGAGGAUAGGUUUAUGGCUGUCUACUGGGGGAUGAUGGAAAAGAAGGGUUUUUGUCCAGGGAAGAAGAGGGCUUAGAGGAUGAGACUGAAGGAGACAGGUGAGCGCUUGCCUUAGAGCAUUGGUGAAGCGACAGAUAAAGCAGGGCAUUAUUUCUCAGGGAUGAGGGUGAGAUGAAGACACAUUAGGGAGAGCCAAGUAGAGAAGCAGAGACUUAUUUGAGGUUGCUAUUCAUUAAAGGGUCCUUUUUUAGUUUGGAGAAAGGUAUCCAGGCAGAUUUGCCUAAAAUCUUGGCUACUAUAGGGGUGCUUAACAUCACAAUGUGUUGUCUGGUUCACUUGGAUUUGAAUGGUGGUAGAGUGAGAUCUCAGACCCAAACCUGGUCUCCUGGUUAAACCUCGUAAGACACUAGGGAGAUUGGGGCAGAUAAUGGUCUGUGUGGACUUGCAGGAGAUUUCAUAAAAGUGAAAAGAAGUGAGAGCGGUGUCUUUGGGAGCCUGGACAUGGUACUGUCAAUUUCCACAACAGAGAUGCCAGUUAAAAAAAACAGCUGUCCUGAUAAAGAGGGGGAAGUAAAAUGGAGUGCCUACAUGUCAAUUAAGAAUAAAGCAGUCUUACCUUCCACCCAGAGAAUUAUGCAAAGUCUGGCAGCUGUAAUGAUCCAAGGGGCAUCCAAGACUGUUAGGGCAUGUUAGUCAUCUGAGGCCCACUCAGAUUGGAGAGGACAUGACUGUCUGUGGAGCACCCUGAGAAGGAACUCCUGCAGCAAACCUAGCUGCCAAAGGACAAUCUGACUUCCAGUGAGGGUCCUCACACAUGCAACAUGGCUUGGAGGAACAUCUGAACUAAAGGCACUCAUUGGCCCAGUGCCCUGAAAUAGAGUCCUGGAGGGGACAGUACCCCUUUGUUCCCUUGGAUUUGUUUGGGUUUCUAGUGGUGGAAGCAAGCAACUAUAAAUCAGAGAUAUAUCAUAGGUGGGUAGUCUUAUUUUGAUUCCUUAGAGGCCUGAGAAAUUAAUUUCUGUUGUGGGGCUUGAGAGCCUGUUUUAAUUUUUUGGAGGUCUCUUAGACCUGUUUUUAUUCUUUGGGAGAGAGAGUGAAGGUUAGGAUGACAGUAACAUAGUUUCAAGUGAGGUCAUAUAUCUGGACUAGGUUUUGGAAUUUCUUGAAUAUAGGGGUAAGAGUCUGAAAGGAAGGAACCAAAAUGGUGAUUGAUUUAAGAGAGGUCUGUGAAAGAGAAAGGAACAUGGACUUGGAUAAUGUCUUUGUUUUUGGCAACUUCAUGAAAGGGAAAUUGGGAAUGGUGAGACCAAAUGGGAGAGGCCAGAUCUUGUACAAGAGGGAGUACAGUUAUUGGGACUUAGAGGCUGUUGUUAAGGAGCUGUCCAACCCACAGGUGGAGAUAGGCAAGGUGAUGAGCUAGAGCAGCUUGUUGUGGUGAGUCAGUUUUGGGGGCAGAGGGUUUGUCCUUCUUUGAGGAGAGGCAGACUACCGCCCAGUGGCCUUUUUUAUUGCAACUGGAGAAUGGGGCCCAGUGACAGAUGGGGAUUGGGGCAGCUUCUGGCCCAGUGUCUCACAUUUCCACAUUUAAAGUAAGGCCCCUCAGGGGGAUCUUGUGAGUGGUUUUAUUGUGAGUAGCUCCAGGAGGCCUCAGGAUUUGAUAUUUUUAUUUGAUGUGGGCAAGUUUAUCCCUUUGUUCUUGUUUGUUUCUCCCAUUCAAAACUUUAUAGGUCUGGGUACUAGGAUUAUUCUGGUGGGUACUUGGGCCCUACUCUAGAUAUUUUAGUUUUUUUUCUGAUGCCUGGUGUCAACUGAUUAAUAAAGCACAGUUGUGAUUGGUCAAGUAGAGCAAAGAAAGCUUGGAUAUAGACUUCGGGCCAUUUCCUGUUGCAUUUGCAGAGUUUGAAGUACAGUCACCCAGUGCAGUCAACAACAAGGUCAGGGCCCUGAAACCCUGGUCAAGCACCAAAGUAGUCCCAAGAGACUCCAGGUAUUCUGAGGGACAUAAGACCUAAACUCCCAAGCAGGUAUCCCUGGUUGGGGAGAAAAUCACGACUAACCAUCCAAGUUGGCAUGCUAGCUUGACUUCCAGACCAGACUGACCUAAAGCUUAUGCCCAAAACCAGACAGCCUGGACCUAGGGGCAUUGUUGACUGCUGGUGGGAGAAGAGGAAGCAAAAAUGAAGUUGUCAGGAGGAAAAUCAGAGUAAGUUCCCUGGAAAAAGUCGCAAGUGAGCCAGUGUAAGAAAUUCUUGAAAGAAGUGAAGGGGGAGGGCAAAGGAAAGUUUUGCAGGGUGUAAGAUGUAAUAUGAACAAACAAGAAGAGACAUUGAGGAUGUUCAGGAGGGGAAGAUUGGAACACAAAGGAGAUUGUCUAAUUAGUCUUAUAUUAAUCUCUUCAUAAAUUAUUAUUGUACUUAUUGUACCUCUAAUAGUAAGUUUGAAAUUGAGAUAUAAAGGAAAGUACUCACUGGUUAUGUGUCUUUGAGUGUGGUGUAGCUGGCUCCAUUCUAAUACAAGUUCUAAUAUAAACAAGAGUCAUUAUUACAAUUCCUUUUUCUAAACAUAAACACAGAUGAAAAGCUCUACAAAUACAAUCGUAGUAAUAGCAGUAAGUUGAGAGUUAUAACAAUAAAUUCUACAUAAUUUUUUUCAAAAAGCAGAAAAUAGACUGGAUUACAUAGUUUAAAGUCAAUGUGGACCAUAUAGUGAGACCCUGUCUCAAAAAAGACAAAACAAAAAACAAGGAUACGAUGAGAAUAUAUUUUACUAUGACUAUAUUAACCCUGGCUGCUUUUUUUCUGUCCAGUUUUAGUUUAAAUUUGGAUCUGUGAACUUUCUUACUCAAUUACUUUUUGCCAAUAAUAGGAUAAUUGCUGAAGCAGGAUGUGAUGGCACAUGUGUGUAAUACCAUCACUAGGAGUCCAAGGCAGGAGUAUCUGGAUAAAUUGCAGACCAGCUUGUGCCAUAAAGUGAGUUCAAGAACUUGGACUCAAAACUAGACUGAAACAGAUCCGUCUCGGGCUUUUGAGUGCUAGGUCUGUAGACCUAUACCACUGUGCUUGACAACAUUAAAAGUUUUACAAACUCAGAGAAGCUUGAAAAGUUGUGAAGGUCUGAGAAAGAUGGAUCUUGUAAAGACUUUUAUGUAUGAUCAUUCUGGAUCAUAUUAGAGGGAGUUGUUUUUUAGUUUUUUUUAAGAAAGUAAGCCUUAAAAUCUUUUGAUUUUUUUUGUUUUGUUUUUGUAUUUUGUCUUUUUGAGACAGAGUCUUGCUACACAGUUUAGGCUGGCCUUGAGUUCAUUUUAAAGUCAAGGCUAGUCUUGAACUUUUAAUGAUCUUCCUGCUGCAGUCUCCUAAGUGCUGGGAAUCAUGCAGAUGACUAACAUCAGAGUCAUCUGAUGCAAAAGUAGAAUGUGAUACUUUCUGUUGCAGCUACACAAUUCUCAUAAUUUGUUCUGGAUAUGAAAUUAUAACUAAUAUAGGAAAUAAAGAUUCUAUAUUUUGUCAGGUAA
This is a messenger RNA of Cavia porcellus (domestic guinea pig), 31050 nucleotides long. RefSeq names its product ATP-dependent RNA helicase DDX3Y-like. Gene Ontology annotation, cellular component: P granule; nucleus. NCBI's taxonomy places the organism in Eukaryota, Metazoa, Chordata, Mammalia, Rodentia, Caviidae. The record is from RefSeq and is a predicted model, not a curated record. Gene Ontology annotation, biological process: gamete generation; cell differentiation. The coding region runs from base 299 to 2266 and encodes 655 amino acids. Gene Ontology annotation, molecular function: RNA binding; RNA helicase activity; ATP binding. The transcript has 18 exons.